This is a messenger RNA of Echinops telfairi (small Madagascar hedgehog), 5057 nucleotides long. RefSeq names its product nuclear factor of activated T cells 3 (gene NFATC3). The record is from RefSeq and is a predicted model, not a curated record. Gene Ontology annotation, molecular function: RNA polymerase II cis-regulatory region sequence-specific DNA binding; transcription factor binding; DNA-binding transcription factor activity, RNA polymerase II-specific. Gene Ontology annotation, cellular component: transcription regulator complex. Gene Ontology annotation, biological process: calcineurin-NFAT signaling cascade; regulation of transcription by RNA polymerase II; cytokine production. The transcript is spliced from 10 exons. Lineage: Eukaryota; Metazoa; Chordata; Mammalia; Afrosoricida; Tenrecidae. Bases 1 to 3132 code for a protein of 1043 amino acids.
AUGGAGCGAGAUCUUGAGCCAGAUGAUUGUGAAUCCAUUUACAUCUUUAAUGUAGAUCCACCUUCAUCUACUUUAAACUCACCACAUUGCUUACCACAUCAUGGAUUACCGCCUCACUCUUCUGUUUUGUCACCAUCGUUUCAGCUCCAAGGUUACAAAAACUAUGAAGGAACUUCUGAGAUACCUGAAUCUAAAUACAGCCCAUUAGGUGGUCCCAAGCCUUUUGAGUGUCCUAGUAUUCAGAUCACAUCCAUCUCUCCUAAUUGUCAUCAAGAAAUAGAUGCUCAUGAAGAUGACCUACACAUAAAUGACCCAGAAAGGGAAUAUUUGGAAAGGCCGUCUAGAGAUCAUCUCUAUCUUCCUCUUGAGCCAUCCUACCGGGAGUCUUCCCUUAGCCCCAGUCCUGCCAGCAGCAUCUCUUCUAGGAGCUGGUUCUCAGAUGCUUCUUCUUGUGAGUCUCUUUCACACAUUUAUGAUGAUGUAGACUCAGAAUUGAACGAAGCUGCCGCUCGGUUUACUCUUGGAUCCCCUCUGACUUCUCCUGGUGGCUCCCCAGGAGGCUGCCCUGGAGAAGAGUCCUGGCAUCAGCAGUAUGGACUUGGACACUCCUUGUCACCCAGGCAAUCGCCCUGCCACUCUCCUAGAUCUAGUAUUACUGAUGAGAAUUGGCUGAGCCCCAGGCCAGCCUCCGGACCCUCAUCGAGGCCCACUUCCCCUUGUGGGAAACGGAGGCACUCCAGUGCUGAGGUUUGUUAUGCAGGCUCCCUCUCGCCCCACCACUCACCAGUUCCUUCUCCUGGUCAUUCCCCCAGAGGAAGUGUAACAGAAGAUACCUGGCUCAGUACUUCUGUCCAGGGCGGAUCAGGCCUUGGCCCUACACUUUUUUCAUUUCAGUACUGUGGAGAGACUGAUAUCCCUCUGAAAACAAGGAAGACUUCUGAAGAUCCAGCUACCAUAAUACCAGGAAAAUUAGAGCUCUGUUCAGAUGACCAAGGGAAUUUAUCACCAUCCCGGGAAACUUCAAUAGAUGAUGGCCUUGGAUCUCAGUAUCCUUUAAAGAAAGAUUCAUCUGGUGACCAGUUUCUUUCAGUUCCUUCACCUUUCACCUGGAGCAAACCAAAGCCUGGCCACACCCCUAUAUUUCGCACAUCUUCAUUGCCUCCACUAGACUGGCCUCUACCAACUCAUUUUGGACAAUGUGAAUUGAAAAUAGAAGUGCAACCUAAAACUCAUCAUCGAGCCCACUAUGAAACCGAGGGUAGCCGAGGGGCAGUCAAAGCAUCUACUGGGGGACAUCCUGUUGUGAAGCUCCUGGGCUAUAGUGAAAAACCAAUAAAUCUGCAGAUGUUUAUUGGGACAGCAGAUGACCGAUAUUUACGACCUCAUGCAUUUUACCAGGUGCAUCGAAUCACUGGGAAGACUGUUGCAACCGCAAGCCAAGAGAUAAUAAUUGCUAGCACAAAAGUUUUGGAGAUUCCUCUUCUUCCUGAAAACAAUAUGUCAGCCAGUAUUGACUGUGCAGGUAUUUUGAAGCUUCGGAAUUCAGAUAUAGAACUUCGAAAAGGAGAGACUGAUAUCGGCAGAAAGAAUACUAGAGUACGACUUGUAUUUCGGGUGCACAUCCCCCAGCCUAAUGGAAAAGUUCUUUCUCUGCAGAUAGCUUCUAUACCUGUUGAAUGCUCCCAGCGGUCUGCGCAAGAACUCCCUCAUAUUGAGAAGUACAGUAUCAACAGUUGCUCUGUAAAUGGAGGUCAUGAAAUGAUCGUGACUGGAUCAAAUUUUCUUCCAGAAUCCAAAAUCAUUUUUCUUGAAAAAGGACAAGAUGGUCGACCUCAAUGGGAGGUAGAAGGGAAAAUAAUCAGGGAAAAAUGCCAAGGGGCUCACAUUGUCCUUGAAGUUCCUCCAUAUCAUAACCCAACAGUUACAGCUGCAGUGCAGGUGCACUUUUAUCUUUGCAAUGGCAAGAGGAAAAAAAGCCAGUCUCAACGCUUUACUUACACACCAGUUUUGAUGAAACAAGAACACAGGGAAGAGAUUGACUUGUCUUCAGUUCCAUCUUUGCCUGUGCCUCAUCCUGCCCAGGCCCAGAGGUCUUCCUCAGAUCCAGGGCACCCACAUGAUAGUGUUCUGUCAGCACAGAGAAGCUUGGUUUGUCCUGUCCAGCAAGCAUAUGUAUCAAUGGUAACCUCCUCCCAUCUGCCACAGUUGCAAUGUAGGGAUGAGAGUGCUGGUAAAGAACAGCAUAUGCUGCCUUCUCCAGUGGUACACCAGGCUUUUCAAGUCACACCUACACCUCCUGUGGGGUCUUCCUACCAGCCUAUGCAAACUAAUGUGUACAAUGGACCAACUUGUCUUCCUCUUAAUGCUGCCUCUCCUCAAGAAUUUGAUUCAAUUUUGUUCCAGCAGGAUGCAGCUGCUCCUAGUUUAAUAAAUCUUAGCUGUCAACCACUGUCAUCCAUACCAUUUCAUUCUUCAAAUUCAGGCUCAACAGGACAUCUCUUAGCACAUACACCUCAUUCUGUGCAGACCCCACCUCAUCUGCAGUCGAUGGGAUAUCAUUGUUCAAAUGUAGGACAAAGGUCUCUUUCUUCUCCGGUCCCUGACCAGGUCACAGGGCAGCCAUCCCCUCAGUUACAGCCCAUUACAUAUGGUUCUUCACAUUCAGGGUCUCCUUCAACAGCUUCCCCUGCAGCCUCUCAUCCCCUGGCCAGUUCACCACUUUCUGGCCCACCGUCUCCUCAGCUGCAGCCUAUGCCUUACCAGUCUCCUAGCUCAGGAACUGCCUCAUCACCGUCUUCAGCCACCAGGAUGCAUUCUGGACAGCACACAACUCAAGCACAAAGUACAGGCCAGGGAGGUCUUCCUGCACCUUCAACCUUAAUAUGUCACAGUUUGUGUGACACAACUUCAUUUUCACCUGAUGGGGCAACUGUGAGCAUUAAACCUGAACCUGAAGAUCGGGAGCCUAACUUUGCAACCAUUGGCCUACAGGACAUCACUCUAGAUGAUGUGAACGAGAUCAUUGGGAGAGACAUGUCCCACAUUUCUGUUUCCCAAGGAACUGGGCGGAGCAGGCAGGCCCCCCUGGCGGGUCCCGAUGCCCUGGAUUCAGGCAGCAUGGAUGCACUCUGACAGUCCUCGCCCUUCACUGCAGCUUUGUGUCCCUGCACUUCUCCCCUGGGCCCACUGCACUUGCCGCUGGGCAGUUGUGAGGUCACCAUUGGUGGGGCAAGUGGCAGUCCUCGGCUUUGGGGCGAGAUUUUGUAAAAGAACAAGGCUUUGGGGAAAUGAGUUUUUUGCGUUUUGUAUUUAAAUAGGAUACUUUUAUAUGAUGGGUGCUUUUGAGUGUGAGUGCAGCCGGGCCUCCAUUUGGGAGGCACUGCUUUUGCAGGUGGCCUGGUUACUUAGCUAGGAGUGGUGAUUUGUACUGCUUCAUGGUCAUUUGAACGGCCUUUUAGCGUUGAGGAUAUUUUUAAAAUAGGAAUUUUUGAUAAAAUCUUCCAGAGGCGAACAAAAAAAGAAAGAAAAAAAACAACGUAUUCCAUGCCUAUGCCUCAAACUCCGCAUGUGUCCUGAAGCCUUUCAUAGACUCAUAGGAAGUGAAGCCAAAUGUAGCUCAGACCUCUUUAUAAAGUAAGCUCCUGCUGUCAGAGCAAGGAGAGACCAUUCCACCAUUGAUGUGUUGGAAUCUCAGACAUUCCAGAGCAUAGCCAUUUUUGUAACUUCUAGGUAACCUCCGUAUAACCUUCCAUACUGGCUCCAUGUUGACCUUGCUUUGCCCCCUCUGAACCCUGGGGAAGAUGGCUGUCAGUUGACUUUGCAAGGUGGGUUUCGGCUUGCUAGUGUUCUUGUUCUUUCUGACUGGGAACAGUGCCCUGGCCUGUUUUUGAAGCCACAGUCUAAUGAUUUAGGCAACUGUACUUUUUCUAACUGACCGGCAGUUGCCCAGGGUGUGUAGAAGCUAAGCACAAAUAAGCUGUGCGUCAGGGCAGGAACAGAGAACAUGUCAGCCCCCAGAGGGAGGCUUUAAGCCCCACACUGGCAUGGGAGGCCUGGCCCCCAUUCUGUUCACAGCCUGAAAGGGCUCUGGCCUGCCCUCACUGCUCUGCAUCGUCUAGAAACCAGAUAUGCCCAAAAGGCUUUGAGGUAAAUCCCCAAAUGAGGUGGUAUGACAGACCUGACCCUCAACACCAAAGAUACCCUCCUGGUGCUGCUGCUGGGCAGACUGGCACCCAAGGCAGGGGCUAGCAAGAAGCCCCAGCCUGCUGUCUACCAAAGGAGGUGCCCAGAUGGGUGCCCUGUCAAAGCCAGCCUCCCCCCCCUCCCCUUAAUAUUGUCAGUUACCUGCUCCAAGACUUAGGUGUUCUCCAGAGCCACCUAAAGUUUGCAGCGUGUUUUCAAAUGAAAUCACGUCCAUUCACUUAUUCAGGAAGCAAAUGUAUUGAGUGCCUACACGAGACAAUAUGCUGAGCUGGUUGAAGGCGUAGUGCUGUUACCCAGGGGACUCUAGGUCCUAACCUAAAUGCCAGGACUCUGCAGAGUUUACAUGAGGCCUGGCCAAAGGGCCUCUAGUCAGCUGUGUUAAAACUGCGAUAUUUCCCAUUUCCCCCUUAAGACUAAGAGAACAAUGCUUAUCCUUCAGUAAAUUACUUUGGCCUCUCUUAGAGCUGUUUUUAUUUUUCUUUGAAAAUGAAUUUUGUAUCCAAGUGUGGAUAGUAAGCUAUGCUUCUGGGCCUCUGGUGGGAAGCCUGCAGCUUUCUGGGCCCAGGCUGGGGGAGGUGGGAGCAAGGGGGCUGGCUAGACUCUGAUGAGAUUCCAGAGAUGGCUAGAUGUGACCCACCCCCACCCACCUGCCCCUAGUGUAGCUGUCUCACAUGGUGUUCUUGCACGUGCUCCCUUUGCAAGACCCUUGGGGGGUUGCCCUGCUCCCCUCCUGAAUAAAGCCUUCAUGAUCCAGAAUUGCUAUGCACCAAAUUGUGAUGCCUUUUCAAUACCUUGAUGCCUGUAGCAAUAGAAAUGCUUUCCUAUUUAAAAUAAAAGUCAAAUUUUAAAAUAGA